UGGAUCCUCCUUGGCUGCUACUACCGUUUAGGUGGUACUCAGUAGCGUUGCAACACUCGAGAUUCGCUAUUUUCUUUCAAGACUAGUGAAACCAAGCACAGAUUUUUUUUUCAACUUCGUUGAUGAUAUGAAGAAAAAUCAACUACUAAAUCAGGAAAUACUCUAAGUUUUUGUUAUAACAUGGAAUCUCGGCCAUUCCUUUAAUUCGCUAACCAAAAAUAACCUAUUACUUGCUUAUAACGAACCGGUCCAACUGAAAUUAAGGAGAAUUUGACACGUAAUGUGAACAGGAAGUCGUGUCCCCAUUUGAAAGGGUUUGAGCAGGCUUCGAGAUGAGGGGGCUGGAUUAGCGAUGGAUGUGAAAAGUCGAAGGCUACAACUCGCUGCGUGCCAACAGCUAUACUAUUUUUGAAAGUAAAAAAAUGUCAGUAUUGUUCUAUCGCAGUUUUUAAUUUAGUACUGUAUCGUUCUUGUUGAAGUGACGUCAUAACUUGGGACACGUAACAAACGUUUUAACUUCUAAAAUAAGUAAUUAUUGUAUACUUACUCCACAGAGUCGGUUUUUUAAUACAUAGGUACUGUACAUAAAAGAGAAAGCUGGUGCGGUUGCUGUAGUGUAAAGUAUUUGAUUUCCCUUACGACGAAAUGAAUUCGUUUUGGCAGGUAUGUGCCCUCACCAAGAUGGCCGCCACGCAGGCACGGUCGUAGCAGGGCGCUGAUGAUUGCGUUAGUCAAUGAACGAGGAGUUCCCGAGAGGCGUAGACGGUCCUGUAGUUACAAUCUACGGGCUCUCGCCGGUUGACGUACAUGGACCAACGUAUAAAAUACAAUGGAUAAAUUAACAAGUAACAAUGCCACAGCCCAGAAUUAUGCUAGUGGUGACAGGAGAUGAUUUUGGUUACUGUCCCAAAAGGAAUCAGGGAAUUGUCGACUGCUUUAAGGCUGGAGGCAUUUCCUCAGUUUCACUGCUGGUUAAUGCAUCUGCUGCCAAAGAUGCAGCAGAUUUGGCUAAAAGGCACAGCAUCCCAAUUGGGCUCCAUGCCAACCUGUCAGAAGGUAUCCCUGUGUCUCAGAGCCUCCAACAGGCAUCGACCCUGAUCAACGAGCGUGGCUUUUUCCAUGGAAAGAUGGGGUUCCGUCAGGCACUAGGACGACAUCAGCUAAAUAUGGAAGAGGUGGAGCUUGAGCUAAGGCAUCAGAUCAGGCUUUUCAGAGAAUUGACUGGUCACCUACCUCAUCAUAUGGAUGGCCAUCAACAUGUUCAUAUACUUCCAGAGGUCCGUGAGGUGUUUGCACAAGUCCUUUCAGAUCACGGAAUUCCAUAUACUCGUGUUCCAGUGGAACCAGGUUUACAAAGCUGUCCAUGGCUGCCAGUGCAUCUCCAAAAAUUCUACACACAAGUGGAGAAAGAUGCCCGAGACUCUAUCCCUGUCUUCAGGCGUUAUGGGAUAAGGUGGCCCGAUGUGUACCUGGGACUGACCACAGUAGGCCAGAAUAUGUCUGUUCCCAACCUGAAGAGGGCCUUCAGCCAUGCUUUGAGUAUGUCCAAGCGAGAUGUGUCGAGUUCUGAAGAGUGUGUGGUCACAGCAGAACUAAUGGUCCACCCAGGUUACCCCAGUCACCCACAAAUAGGUGGCUGUGGAGAAGGACCAGAUGACUUCUCCCAGUCAGAUGACCGCCAACAUGAGCUAAAUGUGCUCACUGACUUGUCUCUGCUUGCUUUGUACCGCCAUGAGCGAGUGCAGCUAUGUGCUUUUAAAGACCUGUGAACAUAAUUUUGUGAAUAAGAGUCACAUCAUAUACAUUUUGUGCUGUAACUGUUGGAUUCAGUAUGAAAUUGGUUAUUCUUUACAGUUUAUCGGCGUUUAUAAAACAAACUUAAAACUAAAAUAUCAGUUGUUAGCAAUUACUGAACUGUUUUUUUUUUUUUUUUUUUUUUUUUACACAUUUUAACAGUGAAGAUAAAUUUAAACAUGUUGACAUAAAAUUCUCCAUUUUUGUUCUUAAUUAUUUUCUUUUUGAACCCAUGUCCAACUGAGCUAGCGGAAACUGCAGGUGGAUGUGUAUAAAAGGUCACCCAUUAAAUAUCCUGUCUUUCUGCUACAAUUUAUAAGCUCUUUUUAUCCAAACAAAAUGUUGUCCUUCUCUUCAGGAAACUUGACUGGUUUGAUUUAAAAGUGUAGCAAUAACUUACAAACUUCAGAUAUAUUUAUAUGAUAAGUGCAGAGAGUAGACAUUAAAAAUGAAUUAAUAAUCCACAUUCAUAGUGGGAAAAUGCUUUAUGUAUAUUUUUUUAAAUGAUUCCUAAAGCAUGAAGUGCCCAAUAUUUUGUGAUGAUUGGAAUAGUUUUUAUGUAAAUGUACUGUAAUGUGUAUUAUAUAUAUUUAGUAACAUUAAACUAAUUCAUAAAUGAUCAAA
Messenger RNA from Corythoichthys intestinalis (scribbled pipefish), 2418 nucleotides. RefSeq names its product YdjC chitooligosaccharide deacetylase homolog (gene ydjc). Gene Ontology annotation, molecular function: deacetylase activity. The transcript has 6 exons. The coding region runs from base 852 to 1769 and encodes 305 amino acids. NCBI's taxonomy places the organism in Eukaryota, Metazoa, Chordata, Actinopteri, Syngnathiformes, Syngnathidae. Gene Ontology annotation, biological process: carbohydrate metabolic process. The record is from RefSeq and is a predicted model, not a curated record.